This is a messenger RNA of Salarias fasciatus (jewelled blenny), 3679 nucleotides long. RefSeq names its product protocadherin-10. Gene Ontology annotation, molecular function: calcium ion binding. The record is from RefSeq and is a predicted model, not a curated record. The transcript has 4 exons. Lineage: Eukaryota; Metazoa; Chordata; Actinopteri; Blenniiformes; Blenniidae. Bases 97 to 3111 code for a protein of 1004 amino acids. Gene Ontology annotation, biological process: homophilic cell-cell adhesion. Gene Ontology annotation, cellular component: plasma membrane.
UUUUUAUUUCAGAGUACUGUAGUACUCUAGUUUUUGCUCAAUGACCAUAUGAGGUGAAAAAUGUCUGGGUGAGGUGAUUUUACGCACGCUGCUGAAAUGGAUCACAGACUCUCCAGAGGCAGCUGGGUACCGGUGACUGGUCUGGUUAUAUGUCUGCUUCUGUGUGCGUGCGUAGUGGACUUGGUUCUUGCGCAAAUCCGUUACUCCAUCCCUGAAGAGCUGGAACAUGGAGCUUUCGUGGGCAACAUCGCCGAGGAUCUGGGUUUGGAUGUGGCCAAACUGUCAGCCCGUCGGUUCCGUAUUGUUUCCGGCGCGAAGAAGCAGUAUUUAGAAGUUAACUUGGAGAAUGGCAUUCUUUUUGUCAACGAAAAGAUAGACAGAGAGGAGCUUUGCGAAAGAAGUCCGAACUGUUUUUUACACUUACAAGUGGUCAUUGAAAACCCAUUAGAACUAUACAGAGUGGAGGUGGAAAUUCUAGACGUGAAUGACAACUCUCCCAGUUUCCCGUGGAGCGAAUUUAAUCUCGACAUCACAGAGUCCGCAGCACCGGGCUCGCGGUUCCCGUUAGAGAGCGCACAGGAUCAGGACGUGGGCACCAACUCUUUGCGCUCCUACCAGCUGAGCGCAAACCAGCACUUCAUCCUGAACAUCCAGACGCGGAACGACGGGAGCAAGUUUGCUGAGCUCGUACUGGACACCCCUCUGGACCGGGAGCAGCAGAAAAAGCAUGAAAUGGUUCUGACUGCUUUUGACGGCGGGUCUCCGGAGCGCUCCGGGACAGCGCUGAUAACGAUCACGGUGCUAGACGCCAACGACAACGUGCCUGUGUUUGAUCGCUCCGUUUAUCGCGCCAGUCUGGUGGAGAACGCACCGAGAGGGACGCUGGUGCUGAAACUGAACGCCACCGACCUGGAUGAGGGCUCGAACGGGGAGGUCACUUACGCGUUCAGCGGACACGCGCCUCUCAAGGUGCGCGAACUGUUCACUGUGGACCCGUACAUGGGUGAAAUCCGGGUGAAGGGCGUUGUGGACUAUGAGAAAGCGAGUGUCUAUGAACUAUAUGUGCAAGCAAAGGACAGAGGACCCUCGGCUGUCGCGGUACACAGUAAAGUGCUGGUCGACAUACUGGACGUGAACGACAACGCUCCCGAGGUCAUCCUCACAUCUGUGUCCACUCCUGUUCAAGAAGACGCGCCGCCGGGGACAGUGAUAGCUGUUAUCAGUGUCAUGGACCGGGACUCCGGAGAAAAUGGGAACGUGGACUGCCAAAUUCCGAACAAUGUUCCUUUUCAGUUGCACUCAUCUUUUAAAAACUACUAUACUCUGGUGACAAGCGAGUUUCUGGACAGAGAAUCUGUGUCUGAGUACAACAUCACACUGACAGCCCGAGACCUGGGCUCCCCUUCACUCUCCACCAGAAAAACCAUCCUCGUUCAAGUGUCUGACAUUAAUGACAACCCCCCGCGGUUCUCUCAACCUUCAUACACUGUUUAUGUGACCGAGAAUAAUGCCCCGGGCGCUUCCAUUUGCUCUGUAACUGCGUUCGACCCCGAUUCUAACCAGAACGCCUAUCUGUCCUAUUCUAUUCUGGAAGGUCAGAUCCAGGGCAUGCCCGUGUCCACUUACGUCUCAAUCAAUUCCGAUAAUGGCAACAUAUACGCGCUGCGCUCCUUUGAUUACGAGCAACUUAGAAACUUUCAGAUUCUGGUCCAGGCGCAGGACGCCGGCUUCCCUCCGCUCGCGAGCAAUGUCACAGUCAACGUAUUCGUCUUGGACCAGAAUGACAACGCACCUGUUAUUGUGUCGCCCCUGCCUAAAAACGGCACCGUGGCCACAGAGGUGGUUCCACGGUCAGUGGAUGCCGGCUACCUGGUGACCAAAAUAACAGCGCUGGAUGCGGACGCAGGACAGAACUCCCGGCUGUCUUAUCAGGUGUUGCAGGCUACAGACCCGGGACUGUUCAGCGUGGCGCUGUACACAGGUGAAAUCAGGACUAUUCGUCGGCUGAUGGAGAGGGACGCAACAAGACACAGACUCGUCAUAUUAGUCAAAGACAACGGACAGCCGCCGCUCUCUGCCACGGUCUCCAUUGUCCUCACGGUGGUGGACAGCGUGCCCGAGUCGCUGUCAGAUUUCGGAGACCUCACGCUCAGCCCACAGCCCCCCUCAAACCUCGCUCUCUACUUGAUCGUGUCACUGAGCACAAUAUCUUUAAUCUUCCUGGUGGCGAUCAUCGUGCUGGCAGCGGUCAAGUGCUACAAGGACAGGGAGACCCUCAGCGGGUAUAACCUGCCCCCGUUAGCCUGCUGCUGUUGCGGGGGGUUUCAGCCAGAGCCGCCCCCGGAGGUGUUCAAAAAAUCAAACCUUAACCUGCAGAUCUCCUCCGCGGCUAAAGUGCCCACGAACUGUAUGGAGGUGAAUGGAAAUAGCAGUUUGUCUCAGUCAUAUUGUUAUAAAGUGUGUCUGACCCCAGAAUCCGCCAAGAGUGACUUUAUGUUUCUGAAGCCGUGCAGCCCGAGCAGCACACCGAGGAACAACGAGGCGAAGAGCGCGGAAAACUCGUGGAACGCGCAAAGCCGGAGCGCUUCUGUCAACAACGGAGCAACCACUCCAAACGAGCUUAAGCAGCCCAACACUGACUGGACUCUCACAAAGAAUCAAAACUCUUCCAUUAAAAGUUACAACUCUAUCAACAUGGAUGGCACUCUCAUGCGUAAGGCCAUGCAUGCAGACCCAGAAAACUAUGUCACAUCCAUGGCACCUGGACAGUACUGGACCUGGGGAACACACAUGAGAGGCAUGAAAGAUUAUAAGAUGUCUCCUUCGCCCAGUGGUCUCCCCCCUCGCCCGUGGACUCCUCGUUGCACACCCCCACCCCAGCAACAGCAGCCAUCGAUCCCUGCCCACCCACACCCACACCCACCGCCCGACUACCACCACAACGUGUACAUCCCUGGGACACCGUCAGGCUUUUGCACGCUGAGACCAACAGUACAGCGGAGUGAACUGGACGUCCACAAUUCCUUCUCUACGUUCGGCAAGAAGCGACGGCUCCAGAUGUCCCCGCAGGGAGAGGCUGCGAUGAUAAAUAAUGACCUGUACAAUGACUGACUACUUCAGUGACAACUAGAUGAGUUCAGUGAUGGAUAACCUCAUUCAUAUGAAAACAGAAAAAGAGGCCAUUUAGUGCAUAAACUGUCGAACCUUUGAUUUAUAAGUGGUAUCAAACACAAUGUGGACCAGCAGUCCACUUGGGAGAAAAAGGAAUGGACAAUCUAUUUUGGCUAAAAUGCUGACAGCAAAUCGAGUCUGUUGGCUAUUUGUGUGCCAUGUCAUUGCAACAUCAUCAUUGUGUGUUAUUAUUAUUAUUAUUAUUAUUAUUAUUAUUAUUAUUAUUAUUUAGACAAUCAGCCAAGAGCAGUGGUUACAUCCAAAAUGUUUCGAAAAGACAUUAGUGGAAAUACAUUUUGCACAUUCAUAUGAAUUUAUAUUUUUUGGUCAUAUGACAAGAACAUUUGUUUUUCUUUGUUGUAUGUUUGCCAACAGAGCUUGUGUGAAUAUGACAAAUAGUAUGUUGAUGUAUAUGCAAGCUGCACCAUGAUGCAGAUUACUGUAAUGUUGGGGGAGUUUGCCUCACACAUGUACUGUAUACAUUUAUGAAAAUAAAGUAUUUUUUGGA